Molecule: messenger RNA, 1607 nt
Organism: Zootoca vivipara (common lizard)
Lineage: Eukaryota; Metazoa; Chordata; Lepidosauria; Squamata; Lacertidae
Gene: LRRC20
Product: leucine rich repeat containing 20
Cellular component (GO): cytoplasm
Molecular function (GO): protein binding
Source: RefSeq, a predicted model, not a curated record
CUCUGAGAUUCGUUCAAGGCAUAGAUAACCCCCAGUCCCAGACAGGUUUAGUAUUACUUGUUUGGCAGUGUCCCUCAGCUCAGCAGAUUGGUUUUCCACCACUGGUCCAGCAGUUUAAUUUUGCUAUUCUGUCAACUAAAUAUAGGACCAAGCUGCUGGGCUGCUUUUGCGGUGGCUAGAAAAACCUCUCAGUAUUUAUUUGCAUGUAUCUUUACUAACUUAAAACGCCAGCAGAACUCACUAACAAUUGUAGACUGGAAUAUGCUGAGCAUUGGGCAGUAAACGUUGGACCAGACCACAUAGACGGGCCGGAGUCUGACAUUUUACCAGCAUCAACUUCCAAAGUGUUUUCUUGGUGGGACGUGACUGCAUGCAGAAAAAGAUGGGAGAAGCAGUUGCCAGAGUAGCCAGAAAAGUGAAUGAAACGGUUGAAAACAAAGCAGAUUCGCUUGAUUUGGCAGAUUGCAAACUGAUGACGUUCCCCAUUGCCCUUUACAAAGUCAUGAGGCACGUCUCGGAAGGAAUCCAUCUCAUCACUCUGGCCAAUAAUGAGCUGAAGUCUGUGGCCAGCAAAUUUAUCACCACCUUCAGCCAAGUGAGAGAACUUAACCUGGAAGGGAAUUGUAUCCACCGCUUGCCAGAAGAGGUCCGAACCCUGCUGCACCUGAGAGUCAUCAACCUGUCCAGGAACAAAUUUAGUCGCUUUCCAGAACAGCUGACCUCUUUGCCAGCUCUUGAAACAAUCAACCUAGAAGAGAAUGAGAUCACAGAUGUGCCUGUUGAGAAGCUGGCCACCAUGGAGUCUCUGCAGAGUGUGAACCUCAAGUCAAACCCUGUAAAUGACGAGAUCCGAGUGAUCGCCAGGCCUCUGAUCAAAUUUGACCUCCUGACAUCACCAGCUGUCCCCAGAGUCUGACACGCGAUGGACUUUGGGGCAUGUAGUUGUAAUCAGGCAUGGCUGUAAAGGGAAAGAGAAGGCAGUGUUUGCUGAGCUAGGAUGCUUUCCUAAGGCUGCGCUGCUCCUGCAUGUGUUAGGUUUCGUGGGCUUCCAAAGGAGCAGGAAGCAUGAUGUUCCUGCCAAAUCACGGUGGUCCUUGCUGAACCAAAUCUCUGCUAAACUGUGGAUAGACUGAAAGCACAUCGUGCCUGCAAAGAAAAACGGCUCUCUUUCUCAGCUUUCCUAGGACAUACAACGGUCUCUCCAGUCCUGGACUGACAAAGGUGUGAACAGAAUAUUUUAAGGGUGGAGAACGUGUGGCCCUCUAGAUAUUGCUAGACUACAACUCCCAUUGUCCCUGACCAUUGGAUAAGGUUGAUGGCAAUUUCAGCCCAACCUGUUUUUAAAAACAGUUUCACAGCGUUUUUUUAUACGUGUCUAGAUUCCACCUUGCUGACCUGUGCAACGUGAAAGCAGCAGAUUCCAAAAUCUCUCAGGCGAUUUAUUCCUUCUGCAUCCCAUUCUCUCUCUCUCUCUCUCUCUCUCUCUCUCUCUCUCUCUCUCUCUCUCUCUCUCUCUCUCUCUCUCUCUCUCAUAUACCCACACACCCUUGGCUGAAGGGGGUUCAUGUUGAGCUGUGAGUGGCUGAGUACCCCUUUGCUUAUACCCU